Podarcis lilfordi (Lilford's wall lizard) is the source of this 12458-nucleotide messenger RNA. The record is from the annotation of a GenBank genome assembly. NCBI's taxonomy places the organism in Eukaryota, Metazoa, Chordata, Lepidosauria, Squamata, Lacertidae.
AUGAUCCUCCGGCAAAUCAUCUUGCACCCCAGUGGAGAAGAAGGAGAGACCUACAAAAGGUGCUGGCUCUCUCAGGAAGGGGUGAGUGCUGAUAGCUCAGUCAGUACAGCACGAGACUCUGAAUCUCAGGGUCGUGGGUUCGAGCCCCACGUUGGACGAAAGAUUCCUGCAUUGCAGGGGGCUGGACUAGAUGACCCUCGGGGUCCCUCCCAACUCUGCCGCCCGAGGCUUCCCCCGCCCUGCCCACCUGCACCGCCGCAGCUGCUGCCAUGGAGACGGUGGCGCGGGGCAUCUCGCGAGACUCGCCGCCCCCAGGUUUGUGAGUGAGUGUGUGUGUGUGUAGGGGGGGGGAGAUGCGCGCGUUCUCGCGAGAGCGUCGUGUCCACGGGCCUGCCUGCUCGCUGCUUCCGGCUGGCAAGCGGGGCUGGGAGUGCAGAGUCAGCUGGGCAGCAGGAGGCGGAGGCGCGCGCAGGAGCAGGAGCAGGUGGGCGCCCGGGCCCCGUUCGCCGGGCGGGCCGGGAGGAGGGGAGCCGAGGGCCGGCGGGAAGCGGGCGGCGGAGCCCUCACUGCAGCCGUGGGCGACAGAAGCUCCCGCGGAGGCCGGCUGGGGGCGCGAAGGGCAGCGCCGGGGGCCAUUGCGGCAGCGGGAAUAGCCUCUUGCGGGGGGGGGCGCGCGUUGGCCAGGAAAGGGGGGGUCUCCGGGAGGCGCUUCUCACCCCCCCCGCUUUUGCCCGGUUGGAGGGAAGGCCAGGGACUGCAAAGUUAGAUGGCGCGCGGGGGUGGUGUUGUUUUUCUGAGGGGGUGUUGCAAUAUUUCAACGGGGUGCGGGGGUUCGAGGGGGGGAGUGCCGGGUAGCAUGCAGCCCGAGAGGCGCCGCGGGAGCGCGCGCGUUGCGAUGUGGGGGUGUCUGGCCGGCUCCUUGCGCUGCGGCGGGCGGGGGUGGGGGCAGCAGGCGGUUCAGGGCUGGGGGUGCCGGGGAGAGCCGCGGGCUGCGUGCGUGCGUGCGCUUGCCAGGCAGCGCGCGCGUGGGUGGGUGGGUGGCUGGCACUCGAGUGGGUGGCCGCGGCGGCGAGGACAGGCGUCGUGCCUUCUCUCCUGAGCGCCGGAGAGGAAGACUUCGGAACGGGGGCUUGCCACGGAGCGAGGCCGAGCGCCCUCGUGGGCUCGCCCCCCAAGUGACACCUGGCCCGGGGCAUCCUGCUGGUCGGGCCUGCGAGGCCACCUGGGCCUUGAGAAGCUGCUGUGGGAGAUGCACUUACUGUUUCUCGGCUGAAGGGGGCGCCAGUAGCCCCCGGCAGAAGCAGGAUUCUGGGAUGUGUCAGCGCCUUCCCACGCACAAAGCUUCCUGGUUAAAUCAAGGGACAAGACACCUGGAUAUUUUUUAUUUAUUUAUUUUGGAAAAGAAGCAGAUCACAGUCGGUUGGGCCAAGGCUGUGUUUGGUCAAAGCCUGAAACAGAUCAUCCGGUCUCAUGGCAAGGGCAAUAGCAAGGCAAAUUGUGGGGGUCAGUUUGUUGACUCCGUGGAUGUGGCUUCCGACUGAGCUGUCUAGCAAUGAUGAAUGCUGCCAUAUGUGGCUCGGUUUAUGUGACGGGCAGUGCCUGGCACGUGUGCUCUCUUUACCCCCUCCCUCUGUUUUGCCUUUCAUUAUUGUGACGCAGGAGAAAGGAUCCCUUAUAGGUCUCUGCUGACACUGGUAUGCUGAUCCCACCCUGCCCCCAACGCUAGCUCUCAAUCAGGAUACUGUUCCCCAUCUAACAUGAGGCCUGCUUCACUCACCAAAUGUAGCUUUCCUUAUAGGGACGCUGGAAUUUAGGUGAUUUCUGGGCAGCGGCAGCAGCAAUAAGCCAUUUACCCAGGUUAGAAGGCAUUGCAUUCUUCCCCAAACAUAGCCACAUCAUCUGAUGUUGAAGCACUUCCCUUUUGCUGAACUGCAUACCUCCACCUACUAAGGCAUGCUGGGAGUUGUAGUCCCUAGUCUUAAACUAGCAGCAUUCUGGCAUAGAUACGCUUGCUUCUACUCAUCCGUUUUGUUACACGAUAGCAACUUAACCUCAUGUACUUGGUGAAGAAAAGAGGUGUGAGUGCCUUGAUCCCAUCCCAUGUUAUUCAACUUCAGAAAUUUUGGGGACACUUGAUAGUUUUUAUCCCCCUCCUCAGCCUUUGCCUGAUGAUAUAGAGCCUGCCUUACUUCCACACUUGGCCCUCUUCCACUACUUGUAAGAAUCAUGGUAGGGCUUGGGAAACAAAUUUCAUACUCAAAUGCUGUUGUCUCAAGUAGCCUGCAUUCCUUAAAGGUUCAUAAAACAAAAGCCUUUUCAUACAGAGUCAUAAAGCCUUAUUUGUCUUGUUACCUAUGGCCACAGUUGUCUUUAGUUUCUAGUUUGGCAACGGGGGGCUGGGGCUGGACCAGUUGCAUUGAGUCACCUUGCUCAAGCCGUCUCCUUUCUAAACUGUAGGGGCCUGAUCUUCAUUGGGGAAAAACUGAGAAAUUUCUGGAGGAAAGUAACACAACUGUAGGGGCACUAGAUAUGAUCAGGAAUAAUCUGAUCAGAAUCUGGGGUGCUCAUGCUUAUCUGAAUUUUCUAGAAGUUCAGGUGGUGUUCGGAUAAUGCGAUUCUUCUGCGUAGAGGAAAUAAUUGUUCGUAACAUGCUUGUUCAACAAUAUAGGGGGUUGAGGAUGUGUAGCAUUUCUGUUUUCUUGAUUUUUUCAGCUGGAAAACUUCACGAGGCUCAAAAUUAGUUGGUUUUGAAUUUUGUAUGGCCUUGUGCUUAAGCUUCUGGUUUUAAACACCACCCCCUGUUUACAAAUAAAAUGGAGCCCUUGGUUUGUUGGGGUUGCUUAGGGAUAGAUGACAAUUGCAACUUCGAAACUGCCCGGUUUGCCUGUUAUAGUAUCCAUUUAUUGUGUGACAAAUUUUAUUAAAUGAUACUUUUCUUUUAAGACAUGGGGGAACCCCAUCAUACAUUGCUGUUUGUAUGUUUGUGGGAUUCGUCGAAUUGGUUAUAAGUUGUGAGCUUCUUCAGGGGUAGAAAUGGAUGGUGCUCAUUGAAAAGGUAAGAGAAGAUUAUGGUCACAUCCACACUAUACAUUUAAAGCACACUCAAUGCACAUUUAAAGCACAUGACUCCCCCCCUGGCAAAAAAGAAUCCUGGGAACUGUUGUUUGUUAAGGGUGCUGGGAAUUGUAGCUUUGUGAGGGGCUUUGGUAAACUUUGGUUCCCAGGAUUCUUUUUGGGAAACUGUGCGCUUUGAAUGUAUGGUCUGGUUGUGAGCAGAGUGGGUCUUUGUUUAGCCUGCAUGAAGGAUCUUCAGGCGGGAAUAAUUUUGCAUUACCAUCAAAGGGAGGGCUUUUGAAGAGCCAUUUGCCUCCUGGUAAGCAAGCAUUGCCUCCAGAAGACCAGCCGGGUCUUGAUGAAGAGAAAAAGAAUUGGCAUAAUAUCCUUUCAGCCAGUUGCAGUGUCACAAAUGAAAAACAAAAUUUUGUGGGUGGGCUGUGUUGUAGUCAGUUAUUAACUUUUGUGAUAUUCAUUUGUAGGGCUGGCUUAAGUUGCAGAAGGUGUGGCUUUCAGUUCAGCAAAGCCUUCCUCCUGCUUGAAAGAAGAUUCCAUUCGAAAGAGGUUUCCAAUGGAGUCUUAGAUCCACGCAUCAAAUUACCCUGCGUUUGUGAAUAACCUACAGGCAGAUUCAAUACCACAGGAAGAACUUCACUAUAUUCUCCACACUUCCUGUGGAGUCUGUGUUUCUUGCAGGGGGUAAUGAAAUUGUAGCCCUCCAAAUUUACAUACUCUAACAUUUGGCUGCUGAAUGUGUGGCCAGGUGUUCUAUGCCUGCGUGUGUGAGCCCAGCCUUAAAGGAAGGUGCAAAACUCAUCAUAUUGCUUCAGGCUUAUCUCUUCUUGUAGGACUUGCUAGUCCAGUCUUCUCCAGCUUGGUGCCCUCCAGCUCCCAUCAACCCUGACCAUUGGCCACGCUCGCUAGCGAUGAUGGUAGGAGUUGGGAGUCUAACAACAUCUGACAGGCUCCAGUUUUGGGGAGACUGGAAAUCCAUGAUGGGCAAGUCUCAAGAGCAUUGUUCUGGUCGUUGUUACUGGGAGCUGCCAUUCCUCCAACUAAUAGCCUUUCUCCAUUGUCACAGGACUUGUCCUUUGACACCGACUGGACAGAAGAAGCCAAGUCCUGCACUGUUGAACCUGCCGCCAUGGGGAACAUAUUUGGAAACCUGCUCAAGAGCCUGAUUGGCAAGAAGGAAAUGCGCAUCCUCAUGGUGGGUCUGGACGCUGCUGGGAAGACCACCAUCCUCUACAAGCUCAAGCUGGGAGAGAUCGUCACCACCAUCCCUACUAUCGGUACAGUCUCUUGCCUACUACCAGUACAGUAUGGGGAACUGCUUCCCGCCCCCUUCCUUUUCCAAGGGUUGAAUUGCAGCCAGGUCAUUGGAUGUAACUUCAGGACAGCAGUAUCAGCAAGCACCUUGCUCCCCCUUGGGACCCAUUGCAUCCCGUCUUCCUUACUGCCCCUGGGAUUCAGUCCCAGUUCUACGAAAGCGGUGUGUGAGUGUGCUGAGGGGUGUCUGCUAAGUUAAAGCAAUUUCUCUGUCAUUUGUACUAGUCCGUUCCCUCCCUGACGGAGCACACAGCAGGCUUAAUUAGGGUGACUCACAGAACUAGGAGCCGCUAGAUCCAGAGGAGAACUCGUAAACAUGCACAUGGCACACAGAACCCUGCCUGCCAUGCCAGCAAUUUGCCCAAAUUUGAUUGAUUAUUGCUGUUCCAAGCUUCCAUCUCCAGCUUUGGAAAGGCACCUUACUGGGGCAGGGUCUCCCUAGCAGUUGAGGUUCUUGUUCCUGGUUAGGAACAAGAAUCUUGCCAGCUCACUCAGUUCCUGGGGUAGUAUUGAGUGGGCUGGCAGGCUUUAAGCAGAGAUGGCUGUUGCUUCUGCACUUCUCAAAAGCACAUUUAUCUCGAAGCCCAUUGGAGCCGCGGGAACUUAAGAAGAGCCCAGAUAGACCAAGGGUCUCUCUGGUCCACCAGUGGCUGGCCAGCCUAAUGUCUGGCCAGAGCAUGAGGAGGAGAACAACCUUCCCUCAGCGGCUGGUUUCCAGAGGUACCUUCCUCCUCAAAUGUAGAAAUUCCAUUUCAGCUAUGAAUUAUGCCUCUGAUAUGUUACUGUAAUCUCGGGAUCACAACAGGACUGGCUGGUUUGGUCUUUCCUCAAACCAAAACAAAAAAACAAAAAACAAAACCAUGGCUGGUUUUAUGGAUUUGAAAGGGAAGUUUGGAAACAUUUAUAGCAUUGUUGUUAAUGGCUCAGAAACAAGGAAAAUUGGGGUGGGGGCCCCUCUGUGAGGCCGUUACGAGUGCAAUUGGUUAUGCGCUGUUGCUGCGCAACCUCCAUUCAUCAGCGGUGCCUGUGCUGUGGAAGGAAACAGAUUGUGGAGCACUAGCGCUCCCUGGAUUGCACCAUCUGAUUUUUAUUCAGCUAUGUUGGAAAGGGUGACUCAUUAUUCAGAAUAUUUUAAAGAGUUAGUCACAUUGGAGCCUAUGGGUUAAAUUCAACAACAAUGGCUCUUGUUUGCACUAAAGAACUUCCCCUUCCUCUUGUCCCCUGUGUGCGCCCCCCCCCCCACAGAUACCUGCCCCCACUCUGCUCCAGAGGAGCUUUUUGGAAGGACAUACGGACCCCAGGACAGAUUUUGGGAUUAUGUGGGGGGCACACAGAGAGAGGAGUGGGAGGACAUGUUCCGUGGCACAAGCAGUAGUUCUGUGUGUUCAGUGACUUCCCUAGAUACAACCCUGUGGUUUCUUGAACCCACUGUUGGACUGUAGCUAAGGUUCUACAUGGAAACAAGUCAGUUUGGUCAACAAGUGCUUAAUCUUCUUCAUGGUAACCUGCUCACUGGUGAACGCAUCUUACUGGUGAAGCUUGAAGAGCAAACUAAGAUCCCUUUUUGAUUUAAUUUUGCCAAAUUAUUUGUUGAGAACAAAUCUUGCCUCAUAAAGUGGUUUUAUUAUUACUAAAUUCGUAUACCGUCCUCCAUCCGUAGAUCGCAGGGCAGUUCCCAAAGUACAAUUAAAACAUUUAGAAUAUCCCUCUCUGGCAUUACCAAUGCAUAAAAUGAGAACCAAAAAAUAGUUGAACCAUGCAGCAGCAUAUAGCCUCAGUUUAUGGCAACCUCUAAUGGCCAUACUUGUUGCCUUUCUGUUGUCAAGCAAAGCACCUGCCAACUGAAGUCUGAACUAGAACUGGAAGCAAGACAGGCUUGCCUGCCAAUUCUGGGGCCUAUGCAAAAUCAUGCUAAUACUUGGUGUGUUGUCUUUAAAUGUGGAAUGCUUGGUUGUCUCUAGCUCAGAGGGAGGGCUGAGUCCCCUGUCGUGCUAAACUUGGUUCUUAACCUGCUGCUCUUCUUCAGGGUUCAACGUGGAGACGGUGGAGUACAAGAACAUCAGCUUCACCGUGUGGGAUGUUGGUGGCCAGGACAAGAUACGGCCCUUGUGGCGGCACUACUUCCAAAACACCCAAGGUAUGGGAUUUACCAAGCUCCUCUCUCCCCAUCACCUUCCAGGUUGGCAUGGCUCUGGGCUUGUUUUCACCCUUGGGGUGUCUUGGGCACAGCAACCCCCAGACUCAGUUAAACCCCUCAUUUGUUGUCUUGAGGUAACUUGGCCAGAGUGCUUUAUUGCUCUCAUCCCAGGAUGUUUAAACAGGAGCUGGUGCCUCUCUCACUGAGGUGUGGAUCUCACAAUUCCAAAGAGAAACAAAGUGACUUGCAAGCAAAGGGCCAUCAGGACUGCAUGGCUGAGAACUUCCCUUGGGAGGGAGUGGCAUGUCCUUCCUUGGAGGUCUUUCAGCAGAGGUUGGAUGGCCAUCUGUCCUGCAUGCUUUAGUUGAGAUUGGGGUCCCUUGCCACUUGCAAUUGUUUAUUUUGAGCUCUAUUGAAUUCUGGGAGCUGUAGUUUGUUGAGGGUGCCUGAGAGUUGUUAGGGGAUCCCUAUUCCCGUCCUAAAGCUGCAGUUUCCAGAGAUCAUAGAAUUGUAGAGUUGGAAGGGACCCCGAGGGUCAUCUAGUUCAACCCCCUGCAAUGCGGGAAUCCUGCCCCAAGCAGUCUCUGAGUGGACCCAAACCACCAACCUUCGGGUUAACAGCUAGACACAAUUCACAUGGGGCUCUAGUACUUUUUAGGGUCUCCUAAGAACUCUCAGCAUCCUUAACAAAUUACAGCUCCCAGAAUUCAAAGUGCUUUUCAAAGUGCUAACAUAGUGCUUUGAAUGUACAGUGUGAAUGUGGCCUGGGGUGGAGCGGGGCAGCAUGACACCGGAUGAAUUUCAGCCCUGCAGUGCUGGCAUUGUAGGAUGAUUCUGGGACCAUACAAUCAAGAUUCUGUAGCUAUCAGGCAGCCUCUGUUUCCCUGAGCUUCAGCAUCUUGCAUGGGAGGCCUUCCUGAAGGGGUGGUGGGGUUAAUUGGCCUUCGUUUAACAUGUGCUUCUUGUUUUUAGUCAGACAAUGCCCCUGGACAAUUGAGAGAUCUGUUUAAAACUUGGAGUGCUCAUUCAGGACAUGAAUUCUAUCUUUCAAAUUUGAAAACAAGCCCUUCCUUCCCAUUUCUUUGUGUGUAUGUGUUGGUAGGGCAGGGCAGGGAGUAAAAAACAACAACAAAAAACCAUAGAGAAAAGGCCUCGCAGAGUUGCUGAUAAGGCUGUGUGGUUGCAAAGGCCACUCAAAGCCUGAGAUUUUUCUAAGAGACUUCACUUCUCCUUGAGAGGAAGGGCUGUGAGUUUCCAUUGGGUAACAUUUUUCUCCCAUCUUCUCUUGAAAAAAAUGGGGUUGAGGACUGGCUUGCAUCCUUUCCAGAUAGUUAGAUCUUUUGAGCAGCUGGCCUGCCCUUUGCAGUCUCCAGAGUUCCUCACAUGUUAAUUUUUUAUUAUUAUUAUUUAUUAAAUUUGUAUACCUCCCUGUAUCCACUGGUCUCACAUUCUUUAAUCCCAUUUCCACUCCACAUCCUCAUACUUUGCUUGCAAGAUGUCUGUCUGUCUCUCUCAUAUACCUUGUGUCCCUUCAUCCUCAGCCUUUCUUGCUUUCAGGUCUGAUCUUUGUGGUGGACAGCAAUGAUCGGGAGCGGGUGAACGAAGCACGUGAGGAGCUGAUGCGGAUGCUGGCAGAGGAUGAACUGCGAGAUGCUGUUCUCCUUGUCUUUGCUAACAAACAGGUUGGUCCAGAGUGAGAGGUGGGGUGCUCCAGAGCAUCGGAGAUUGGUGGGGAGUCAGUUAAGCCACUUUGAUGGGCUGAUCUGAUCUAGGUCUCUGUGCCUGCCUGCCUCUGGUAAGCAAACAUGCCUCUAGCACUGCAAUUUGACGAGGAAUGCACGGUAACAUAUUGGCCUGCUGGCAGACUGCGUUUGACUGUCUUGGGAGUGCAGUAACAAAGUGCUACUGACCCAUGCUCUAGGGCAGAGGCAGGCAGAAGCAAGAUUUACUGGUAAAUAUCUUUGCAUGAGAUUGGCAAGAGUUUCUGACUCUCAGUGUUUUUAACAAUAUCACUAACAAAAUUGUCCAUCUCGUUGUCCCCUGCCCGCCCACUCCCCGCCUCGCUGCUGAAAUGAAACUAUCCAGGUGUUUGUAUGAAAGAACUGUGGACUCGUUUCAUCUCUUGUGUUGAAAGCAAAUUCCUCUGUUCUUUAAUUAUAACUGUGCGUCUCUUGUACCUGACUCAUGGUAGUAGAUCUUCAAGUUCUAGUUUAAAAAAUGAAGGAGAUUUGACAUGACUGAAGUCUGCCCACUCCACCUUUGGGACAGAGGUGCAAAACCUGUGACUGCAGAUGUUUGUUGGACUACUAACUCCUAUUAUUCCUGGCUGUUAUUCUCUCAGGCUGGCUGGAACUAAUGGGAGUUCAGAGUCUCAAAAAUAGUUGGAGGGACACCGGUUCCCCAUCCCUUCUCUAGUGAAAUUUGGAGCCUUUGGCUGAAAACCCAGCCAUGAACCAGUAUAAUCUCAAGAAAGACUCUGCAGAACAUGCUGGCUUCUCUUUAGGUGGCUAAGAUUUCCCCGUGGGCCAUUGGGACAAACGGACACCUGCAUCCUACAUGGUGUGGAUCAGCACUGAAGCCUACAAACUCUGGGGUGUGGAAAGGUGUAUACUGCCAGAAUAAGAAACUUUGGUUGUAGGAUUCCAUGCAGCACCUCAGAACAGCUGUUCAGAAGGAAAGCGCAGUUGCUGCUUUUGCCCAUGUGCAUUCUGUGCAGAUGAGGGGCUCUUGUUGGGUGCAGGACUGAGCAAAACAAAUCAUGUGCUUUUGUGGCUGCAAAAAUAAGUGUGUGGAUAAUUCAAGGCUGCGUGUGCACUGUGAUUCUGUGGGAGUGCACGUAAGAUAGUGGUAUGGGUUUUGAAUCCUGUUUCCUAAGAACCCCAGCUCCUGGAUUUUUGUGUGUCCAGAGCGAAUUUCUAGCCCUUUGGAUUGCAGUAAUGGACUAGGACGUGUGUGGGCCCGGCCUGGUUACAUCAAAGAGUCCAAAGGAUUCAAAGAGUCCAAAGGAUUCAAAGAGUCCAAACUUGCUUGUAAAUGUCCUUAAAACACUCUUCAAAAGUCUGGGAGAGUAAAAUGGGAUGUAAAAGAUAACUAGGCAAGACUCUGUGGGGUAAGAGUUCCAGGGGUGGGGAACUACAAGUACAGUGGUGCCUCGCAAGACGAAAUUAAUCCGCGAGUCUCUUCGUCUUGCGGUUUUUUCGUCUUGCGAAGCACAGCUAUUAGCGGCUUAGCGGCUAUUAACGGCUUUGCGGCUUAGUGCCUAUUAACGGCUUAGCAGCUUUAAGAAAAAGGAAACAAACUCGCAAGAACUCGCAAGACGUUUCGUCUUGCGAAGCAAGCCCAUAGGGAAAUUCGUCUUGCGGAACGACUCAAAAAACGGAAAACUCUUUCGUCUUGCGCGUUUUUCGUCUUGCGAGGCAUUCGUCUUGCGAGGCACCACUGUAGUAAGAUAUUCCCACUGGUCACCAACCUGCCUCAUGUGGAGGAGGCCGUUGGCAGAUGGCAGCAGAGGUUUUUUACAGGAGCAGGCAGGGGUGGCAUCUGUUUCAAUUUUGACUACCUUGGUAGCCAGUUUACUAACUUACGUACAUACUUGUUAGUGCAGAGCAGUCAGAACCUGUGGGCAACACUUGGUGAACUCUGAAAAGUGGGUGGGUGGGGAGGGCUUCAUCGCCAGGCAGGCAUUUUAAGCUCUUCCUGUAUGGAGUCUGGCUACUGUGGGAAGAGCUAGCAGCGAUCUUAGGAGGCUUGAAAAAGGAAGGAAGGAAGGAAGGAAGGAAGGGGCAGCUAGAUGGUGCCUCUAGCAAAAAUGAACACUACUUACCAGGGCUGUAAUAUCUGGAAAUGCUCACGCCACCUCAGCGCCACUGGGUCAGUUGCCACUGACUCAAACCCACAUUGGGUCCUAAAUUGAUUUUUGAGGAUGCCUCUUUGAGGCUGGCUUCCUCUUUCUCCUCUCCCCACCUUUCUUCUUGGGUAGUUGAACUCUCUGGUCUUUUUCUGCCUCCUCUUCUCCAUCCAGGACCUCCCCAACGCCAUGAACGCGGCAGAAAUCACGGACAAGCUGGGACUGCAUUCGCUGCGCCAUCGCAAUUGGUACAUCCAGGCCACUUGUGCCACCAGCGGAGACGGCCUCUACGAGGGCUUGGAUUGGCUGGCCAACCAGCUGAAGAACAAGAAAUGAGUGCAGGGGUGGUGGUGGGGCUAAGCCCCCUCACUUGUUGGUUCCAUUAUGGGUUGAUUCCCCCCUUCCCCAACCCCCUUCUCCCCUUCCCCAACUUCCUUUCCCCUAUUGGGUUUGCUUUUCCUUGCCGGCACCGGUUGCUGUGGGGGUUGGGGUGGGUAGGGGGGGUUGGGGUGAACUUUUGGUUUCUCUCUCUCUCUCUCUUUUUCUCAUAUUCUGGCUCUGCCAGGAUUUUUUGCACGGUCUCUGUGUGUGCGCGUGUGUGUGUGUGAUAAAUAUAUAUAUAGAGAUAAUAAAAUAUAUGGGUGUGGUGGGAGGGUUGGGGCAAGUGGGGGGUUCGGGUGCCGAUUCUGUGGCCUUUCUUUUUCUCUCUCUCUUUCGUUUCCCUUUCUAUUUUGUUGGUCAGUUUUGUAUUUUCUUGGUGGUCUGUGAAGCUUGGUUCUCUCUCUUUCUCUCUCUCUCUCUUUUUUUGACCGGAGGUGACCAAUACUCAGUGGCAGCUGCUGCUUUCUUGCUUUUGUGUGCUGCGCUUUGGGUUGCAGCGAAGGGACCUAGGUGGUGAAGCCGGGGACUUAAAAAGGAUGUGUGUGUGUGUAUAUAUAUAUAUAUCUGCAAUAUGUGCGGGGGGGGGGGAAGGGAACAGAGACCAAUUAGUGCAAGGAGGGGGCAUUCUAGGAAAUGGGUCUGCAGGUGAUCAAAGGCCCCUUUCUCCUUUCUCCUUCUCUUCCCAGAUUGGGGCAAUGUUCUGGAGGGAGAGCAGUGCUACUACUUCAUUCUGUCCCCCACCCCCCAAUUGUAUUCUUUCUGUCCCUGUAUAUAUUUUUUUUGUUGGGCAGUGACCCCUGCUGGCAACAAUUGAGAUUGCAGCAAUACUGAACGCCCUCCUUGCUCUUCCUUCCCCGAAUCCGUCGCCCUGUUAACAGCAUCCUCAUGAGUGGCCCGGGACGGUUAGGUUUUUUUUAAUGCUGCUGAUGGACUUGAAUCAUUUGCACUCCAACUUCUUAGACCAAAUGGCACUGGAGCCCUUGAUAAUACACCUCUCCUGAGCCCCAUCAAUUCCUUACUGUUUUGCUCCCUUCCCGGAAAACAGACCAGGGCUUGAUGGUGAUUGGUGCAGGCUGCCGCAGUAAAUUUGGGACCAAUGCUAUCGUAAAGCUGCCCAUGCAGAUGCUAACUGCACAUUUUUUCCUGGUUUGGCCUGCUCUUUCCAGCCAAGGGGAGCAUGUGCAUGUGCAAGGGUGCCUCCUGCCCCGGCCCUUGGCAGCUUCAAAAGGUUGGCUCUUUAGUAAUGUUGCUGCUUACUCCAUGGAUGUCUCCCAGUUGGACAGAACAUUCCAUCCUUCCUCCGAAACACUCCUUCUGUUGCAAGAUUCCUUUUCCAUGAUGGGGGAAGUUGGAAGAGUUGUAUUUCCCCCCCCCCUUUUUAAUUUUAGGGGAUAAUGAUUGUAUUAGGGUUAAACCCAGGUCACUGCAUGCAACUUUCUGGUCACUCCCUGCCUCUGGACAGUGUUGGUACUGUGUGUUCCCUUCCCCCAUCCUGGCAAAUAUGUAUUUAUUCCUCUUUUUCUCUUCUCCCUACCCAGCUUCAGCCCCCUUUGCUUGGUGUAAAGUGGUUUCCUCCUCUCCCCACCCCCUUCUGAUUUGUUCAUUCUCUGGGCCAUGGCUCCCUAUAUGUGAUUUUCUCGCCCCCUCUCUGAACAGUUGGAUGCACCACGACCUCUGUGCACUCCCAUUGGAUAUUAAACUUGUUUUAUG